CCCUUGUCAGUGUCUGAAUUGAAAGCUCGCGACAUCUUAGUCAGGUUGACUGACUUUGAAUGUGUCAAAUACGUUUACAGAGCUGAUCAUGAAGACUCUAGGAUUGAGCUGAAAUAAACAGCUUAAAAACUCAUUCUUGUGCCAACUGAACUGGUACUACCAACCCAUCAACUAGCAAUGGGUGCGUCAAGUUUGAUUCUCCUACUGUCUUGUAUAACCAUAAGCCUUCUUCAUCCCCUAACUUCCGCUCAAUACUGUCCCUACCCGGGCAAUUUCACUAGUAACAGCAUAUACGCCAGAAACCGCGACCGAAUCCUCUCUUUGCUCCCCAGCGCCAUCAACGAUAACCAUGGAUUUUACAACUCUACCCUGGGGCAAGGCUCGGACACUGUCUAUGCUCUUGCGCUCUGCAGGGGUGACCUAUCUAACCAGAGUUGUUCAAAUUGUGUCAAUCUCUGCAGCCUGGCUAUAAUAGCUUCCUGUCCUAACAAAAUAGAAGCAAUUGAUUUCGGGAACCCUUCUCAGUGUAUUGUCCGGACCUCUAACAAGUCAUUGUUCGGGGCCAUGGAUACCCGACCAGGGCGAAUCGUUUAUGAGGAAAGUAACAUUACAGGCCAUGUCAAUGAAUUCAAUCAGGCUUUGAAUAAUUUGGUUGACAGGCUUGUAAUCAGGACUGCUGCGGGUAAUUCUUCACUUAAGUUUGCAACGGGGGAGAAAAAUUAUACUCGGUAUCAGAAUAAUACUGUGUAUGGACUUAUGCAGUGUGUCCCUAGCCUUUCAUCGGUUGAUUGUACCAGAUGUCUAAGGGCAUCGGUGGAUUACAACCAGAAAUAUUUUCCGAGGACACGAUCAGUGAUUAUUCUGAGACCAAGCUGUAUUUUUCAGCAUGACUUGUCGCCGUUUUUGGAAUCUUCAGCUGGUGCUGAACCACCACCACCAGCCCAUCCGGUGGCGGAUACUUUUGCUCCUCCUCCGCCAUCAACCAACUUGACAAGGAAUGAAGAUAAUAAGAGUAGGACGUUGCAGCCAACUACUAUCAUCGUCGUCGCAGUGAGUAUCUUUUUGGUACUCACUGUCCUUGUCUGUGCCUUGCUCCACUUAAGGAAAAGAAAAGGAAGGUCUACAGUGAAGCAAUUAGUUGAAAGCGGCACAAAUGAAGAUUUGCCAUUGUUUGAUUUCAACACCAUUGUUGCAGCGACAGACAAUUUUUGUCUUGAGAACAAGCUAGGUCAAGGAGGCUUUGGUCCAGUGUACAAGGGUCGGCUACCUAAUGGACAGGAAAUAGCUGUCAAAAGGCUAGCAAAAAACUCAGGACAAGGGGUGGUGGAAUUCAAAAAUGAAGUUACCCUGAUUGCCAAACUCCAGCACAGGAAUCUUGUGAGGCUGUUAGGAUGUUGCAUUCAAGGAGAAGAAAAAAUGUUAAUCUACGAAUAUUUGCCAAACAAAAGCUUGGACUCUUUCAUCUCUGGAUCUCUGCUAGACUGGAGAAAGCGCUUUGAUAUUGUUUUGGGGAUUGCUCGAGGGAUGUUAUACCUUCAUCAAGACUCAAGAUUGAGAGUAAUCCACAGGGAUUUGAAAGCAAGCAAUGUUUUACUUGAUGCUGAAAUGAAUCCAAAAAUAUCAGAUUUUGGUAUGGCUAGAAUAUGUGGAGGGGACCAAAUUGGAGCAAACACCAAUAGAGUGGUUGGAACAUACGGUUAUAUGGCUCCUGAGUAUGCGAUGCAGGGCCUAUUUUCCAUAAAAUCUGAUGUCUUUAGCUUUGGGGUUUUAUUAUUAGAGAUCGUUAGUGGCACAAAGAACAGCGGCUAUUAUCGAGACAACUCCAUGACUUUGAUUGGGCAUGCGUGGGACUUGUGGAGAGAAGGCAAAGCCUUGGACAUAGUUGAUUCGCUAUUGUUGGGAGAUGGUCAUGAGUCAUUUCUAGCUUCUCAAAUGCUGCGGUGCAUUCACAUCGGACUGCUGUGUGUGGAAGAGUCCGCUACUGAUCGGCCAACCAUGUCAGAUGUUGAUUUCAUGCUAUGCAAUGAAACAGCCUUGCUUCCUCCCCUUAAGCAACCUGCAUUCGUAAUGAACAGUGUUACAAGCGGUCCAGACUCAUCGUCAACUACUAAUGGAGCUGCUCCUUCCCUUAACGACGUUACAGUUAGCUCGAUCAAGGCUCGUUGUGCACCUAAUAAUGCUGCGAGUGACUUGGUCAAUAGGCGGGGUCAUGACUCGCGAAGCAGGGUUAUGGCAAGUCGUGGUGGGCCUGACCUGAUGGGAAAUGCAGGAGAAUUCCCAUCAUGUAUUGGUUUCUGUUUAUUGUCCCAUCAUGAAUUCCCAUCUCCGUCAAACAUUAUAGGGCUGUUUAUGAUCAGGAUUCGAUCCGAAAAAUUCGAUAAUGUUGAUCCGAUAAUUCGAAUUCGCAUCAAAAACUCAUUCUUGUGCCAACUACGUACUCAACUAGUAAUGUGCAAGUCAAGUUUGGUUGUCCUACUUUCUUGUAUAUUCACAAGCCUUCUCCCUCUAACCGCCGCCCAAUAUUGUUCCUAUCCAGGCAAUUUCACUAGUAACAGCACAUACGGUACAAACCGCAACCGGAUUGUCGCGUCGCUCGUGCAGAAUGUCCAUGACAACGUCGGAUUUUACAACGCAACCCUGGGGCAAGGCUCGGACACUGUCUAUGCUCUGGGACUGUGCAGGGGCGACCUUUCUAACAUCACUUGUAUUUACUGUAUCAGUAAAGCGAGCCUGGAUAUAAAAUUGCAGUGUCCUAACAAGAUAGAAGCAGUUGCUUAUGGAGACCCUUAUCCGUGUAUUAUCCGGUACUCUAACGAGUCCUUUUUUGGGGCCAUGGACAGCCGACCAGCCAGAUUCCUACAUGGUGCAAGUAACAUCACAGACCAUAUCAAUGAAUUCGAUCAGACGUUGAAUGAUUUGGUUGACAGGCUUAUAAUCAGGGCCACUGCGGGUAAUACUUCGCUUAAGUUUGCAAUGGGUACGACAAAUUAUACCCAGGAUGAGAAUAAUACUGUGUAUGGACUUAUGCAGUGUGUCCCUGUCCUUUCAUCGGUUAAUUGUAGCAGAUGUCUAAGGGGAGCGGUGGAUGAUUACCGAAGUUGUUGUCUGAGGAAAACAGCAGUGAAUAUUAUGAGACCCAGCUGUUUUUUUCAGUAUGAUUUGUCCCCGAUUAUGGAAUCUUUUGGUGGUGCAGCACCCCCGCCGCCAGCCCCUCCCCCGGCACGCACUUUUGCUCCUCUUCCGCCAUCAAGCAACGUGAAUCCAAAGCAAGAUAAUAAGAGUAGCACGUUGCGGCCAACUAUUGUUAUUGUUGUUGUUGUUGCAGUGAGUAUCUCUUUGGUACUCACAGCCCUUGCCUGUGUGUUGCUCCGAUUAAGGAAGAGAAAGGAUGUCAGAAGAAAGGGGAGGACUACAUCGCAGCUAUUGGAUGAAAGAGGAACGGAUGCAGAUUUACCAUUGUUUGAUUUGAUCACCAUUGUUGCAGCGACGGACAAUUUUUCUCUUGCAAACAAGCUAGGUCAAGGAGGCUUUGGCCCAGUGUACAAGGGUCGGCUACUUAAUGGACAGGAAAUAGCUGUCAAAAGGCUAGCAAAAAACUCAGGACAAGGUGUAGAGGAAUUCAAGAAUGAAGUUAGCCUGAUUGCGAAGCUCCAGCACAGGAAUCUUGUGAGGCUGUUGGGAUGUUGUAUUCAAGAAGAAGAGAAAAUCUUAAUCUAUGAAUAUUUGCCAAAUAAAAGCUUGGACUCUUUCAUAUUAGGAUCGUGCCUAGAUUGGAGAACACGCUUUCGUAUUGUUUUGGGGAUUGCUCGAGGGAUGUUAUACCUUCAUCAAGACUCAAGAUUAAGAAUUAUCCACAGGGAUUUAAAGGCAAGCAAUGUAUUACUUGAUGCUGCAAUGAACCCAAAAAUAUCGGAUUUUGGUAUGGCUAGAAUAUGUGGAGGGGACCAAAUUGAAGCAAACGCAAAUAGAGUGGUUGGAACAUUUGGGUAUAUGGCUCCUGAGUAUGCGAUGCAGGGCCUAUUUUCCAUAAAAUCUGAUGUCUUUAGCUUUGGGGUUCUACUACUAGAGAUCGUUAGUGGCACAAAGAACAGCAGCUAUUAUCAAGACAGCUCCAUGACUUUGAUUGGGCAUGCGUGGGACUUAUGGAUAGAAGGCAAAGCCUUGGACAUAGUUGAUCCAUUUCUGAGAGAUCAAGAGUCAUUUCCAGCUCCUCAAGUUCUGCGAUGCAUUCACAUUGCUCUCUUGUGCGUGCAAGAAUUUGCUACUGAUCGGCCAACCAUGUCAAAAGUAGCUUUAAUGCUAUGCAAUGAAACCGCCUUGCUUUCCCCUAAGCAACCUGCAUUCAUAGUGAAGAGUGUAGAAGGGGUCCAGACUCAUCAUCAACUAGUGCUGGAAACUGCUUCUUCCGUCAAUGAUGUUACACUUAGCGCCAUCCAUGGUCGUUGAAGGCUCCAGCUAAUGGACUCCAAGCAAAAUGAAGGUGGGUCUACAGGAGGAUUUUUGAACAUAGUAAGAUUUGUGCCUUCACAUCUUUUUCCCUUUAAUAAGUUGGAGGGAGAAAAGGGUAAUGGUUAUUUGUGAUUCUUGAGAAGAUAUUCCAAAAGGCCGUGGAUACCAUGACUAUGAUCAGGUAUAUUGAAACUGGUUGUCAUGGCUUUAUUACUAGCUAGAGAUCUCUGUGUAUAGUCCCAAUGUAUUUGUAGUUUAGAAGAAUCGAACUUCCUUUUUACGUAGUGGAUCCAUAUUUCUUAAUCUCAUUAAACCGCCACAGAAAAGUCGACGCUUCAAAAUACAACAAUUAUUGAUUGUUCC
Molecule: messenger RNA, 4812 nt
Organism: Rhododendron vialii
Lineage: Eukaryota; Viridiplantae; Streptophyta; Magnoliopsida; Ericales; Ericaceae
Exons: 16
Coding region: 178-4446 (1422 amino acids)
Biological process (GO): protein phosphorylation
Molecular function (GO): protein kinase activity; ATP binding
Source: RefSeq, a predicted model, not a curated record